This is a messenger RNA of Miscanthus lutarioriparius, 801 nucleotides long. NCBI's taxonomy places the organism in Eukaryota, Viridiplantae, Streptophyta, Magnoliopsida, Poales, Poaceae. The record is from the annotation of a GenBank genome assembly.
AUGGCGGGCCGCUUCGGUGAAUCGAUAGUUGAGGCCGACGGCGGCGGCUUUGGCGGCGUGCAAAUCGGCGGCGGCGAAAGCGGGCGCGAAAGGACUGGAAGGCGACCGCCUGUAUUCUGCCUGCCGUCUUCUACAGGGAUGAAAGGUGUUCGAUGGAAUGCCGGUGAGAGGUGCUCAUCUACAGACUACAGGGAUGCACGGAUGUCAUGCAUGAAAGGGAGAAGGAAUUCUAAACAUGCACUUCAUCUCUGGGUGAUGAGAGCCCUUGGUGUAGCACAUCUUCAAGUUCUCAAAGGUCGUCUGGACUACAAGAAGAGCGUACUUGUUGAUCCUGAGGUGAAGAGGAUCCAUGAUAGUGCCAUCAACACCUGGCUGAAUGAGCUGAAAGACAUCAUGUAUGAUGCUGAUGAUCUGAUUGAUCUCUGUUCCAUCAAGAGCCAGAGAUCAUCCCAUAGCCAGCUAUCCUCUAUGCUGAAUCAACGGGUAUGCCACAAAGCCCCAUCCUUCUCUUGUCUUGGAGACUUUCAAUUCAACUGUGAGAUUGGUUAUAGAAUUAAGGACAAUAACAAAAGACUCGAAAGAAUUUUGAAGGACAGAGUUAUGCUUAGGUUGGACAGAAUUAUCCCUGAGCAUACUAGCGUCCCUAAUGUAGACAUCUGUCAGACUGAUUCUUUGCCCGAUGUUGUUGGGGCAGAUAUUGUAAACAGUACCAAUGAGAUGGUUGAGAAACUGAUUGCUUACAGAGAUGUGGAUUCAAAAUUCUGUGUUUUUUGGCAACGAGGCGAUGCCAGGAAUUGGUAA